AUAUAUCUAUAUCUAUAUAUAUACAUAUAAAGUCCUCUAUAAAUACCAAGAAUACUUACACAUCUUUUGUAAUGUUUGUCAACACAAAUAGUAAGUCUUGGUAGUGGAAUUUAAGGCUGAAAUGGGUAAUAUAUGUGGCAAUUCUGUUUCCAAGCUUGCAAGUGGGGAAUCAUCGAGCGGGUCAGGCAAGGGACGAGGCCAGAAUGGGUCGGUGAAAUAUGGGUUCACCCUUGUGAAAGGGAAGGCUAAUCAUCCAAUGGAAGACUAUCAUGUGGCAAAGUUCGUCCCUUAUCAAGGACGUGAGCUCGGGCUCUUCGCUAUUUUUGAUGGGCAUCUAGGGCAUAGUGUGCCUGCAUAUCUUCAAAAGCAUUUGUUCUCCAAUAUCCUAAAGGAGCAGGGAGAUUUUUGUGCAGACCCAAACCGUUCAAUUUCAAAAGCCUACGAAAGAACUGACCAAGCGAUUCUUUCACAUAAUCCUGACCUCGGAAGAGGUGGGUCCACUGCAGUUACAGCAAUUCUCGUUAACGCUCGUAAAUUAUGGGUUGCAAAUGUUGGAGAUUCUCGGGCCGUUCUUUCAAGAAGAGGAAAGGCAAUUCAGAUGAGUGUCGAUCAUGAGCCUAAUACCGAGAGGGGUAGUAUUGAAAACAGAGGAGGGUUCGUCUCGAACAUGCCAGGAGAUGUGGCUAGGGUGAAUGGACAACUAGCUGUUUCACGUGCUUUCGGAGACAAGAAUCUGAAGAGUCAUUUGCGCUCUGAUCCCGACAUUACAAACUCGGAUAUCAGUGUAGAUACUGAGAUUCUCAUCGUUGCAAGUGACGGGCUAUGGAAGGUUGUGACUAACCAAGAAGCGGUAGACAUAGCUAUAAAUAUCAAUGAUCCAGAAAAGGCGGCCAAGAAACUUGCUGCUGAAGCACUGAACCGAGAUAGCAAAGAUGAUAUAUCAUGCAUUGUCAUCCGUUUCAAGUGAUGAAGAUGGAAACUACAUAAAGAACCUGCGUAUUAGGAUCGAGUAUGUGCAGUAUAAGAUGUAAAUUAUGAAGGGUUUACAAAGUUCAUUGGCGUUCUGGAGUUUUUUUUUCUUUUUUUUUCCCCUUUUUUUUUGGGUUUCUGUUAAGAAUAUUGACUUGUUCAUGUUGGGUAUUGUGGGUUAAUUUUUUCAUUUCUUGAACAUCUAGAUUUAUAUAUACUACAUAUAUCGGGUUUGGUUAGUUAUGCAGCGAUCAAUAAAGUAAUAAUUGCCGUUAGCUAUC
Messenger RNA from Erigeron canadensis, 1250 nucleotides. Its product is annotated as probable protein phosphatase 2C 9. Gene Ontology annotation, cellular component: cytosol; nucleus. Lineage: Eukaryota; Viridiplantae; Streptophyta; Magnoliopsida; Asterales; Asteraceae. Gene Ontology annotation, molecular function: protein serine/threonine phosphatase activity. Bases 122 to 967 code for a protein of 281 amino acids. The transcript has 6 exons. The record is from RefSeq and is a predicted model, not a curated record. Gene Ontology annotation, biological process: protein dephosphorylation.